CACCCACCAUGGCUGCCAUGGAUGUGGAUGACGAUGGAAUGGACAUAGAAGGGCUUAAUACUCUAGCGGCUGAUGAACUAGAUGAAAGAAGAGAAGCAGGAUUAAGUACAUCAUUACGAGCUGAACAAGCAGCAGCACUGGAAAUCCUAGAUGCAAGAGCUCGUGGUCGUAAACUGGCUUUGCCAACGGAUGAUGCAAAGGUACGACAACGACUGCGAAGUGAAGGGGAACCAAUCACACUAUUUGGAGAAAGACCGCCUGAUAGAAGGGAGCGAUUGAGAGAGUUUCUUGUCAAACAACAACAGAAACGAGCACAGCAAGGAGAGAGCGAGGAUGGUGAUGCUAUUGAAAGUGAAGAUUCAGAAGAUGAGGAGGAGGAAGAACAAGAAGAGGAAUUCUACACUGAAGGGUCUCAAGAUCUUCUUUCUGCUCGACAAGAUAUUGCCCGGUUCUCACUACGAAGAGCAGCCGCUCGCAUUCAGCAUCAAAAACGACAAACAAGUAUACCCCUUCAAAAGAUCAUAAAUACCCGAAAAGAAAUCUUUGCUCCUUUGCGAACGUUUACCAAUUUAGGCUCGCAAAUUGGCGACACAAGAUUCAUCAGUAUUGUCCGUUUCAGUCCAAAUGGUCAAAUUUUGGCAACCGGUAGUUGGAGUGGUGGUGUAAAAUUAUGGGAUAUACCAAGCGCAAGAGAGCGUAAAAUCAUGCGGGGACAUAAUGAUAAAGUGGGUGGAUUAUCAUGGCAUCCAGAAGCAACUUUAACGCAAAGCGAAACAACUGUCAACAUGGCUACAGGCGCAGCCGAUGGCAACAUCAACCUUUGGAGUCUGGCUGAUGAUCGCCCCAUUACAACUUUGUCCGGCCAUGCUGCUCGUGUAGCCCGAGUGGAGUUCCAUCCUUGUGGUGCAUAUAUCGCUUCGGCUUCGUUUGAUGGUACUUGGCGCCUGUGGGAUGUGAACAAAGCUCAAGAACUACUCAUACAAGAAGGUCAUUCGAAAGAAGUGUACGCAGUUGCAUUUCAAGGUGAUGGUGCUUUGUUGGCUUCGGGUGGUCUGGAUGCGAUCGGACGUGUAUGGGAUCUGCGUACCGGCAGAACAGCAAUGAUUCUUGAUGGACAUGCUCGCGAGAUUUUGUCAAUUGACUUUUCAUCGAAUGGAUAUACCCUAGCAACCGCAUCAGGUGAUGAUACUGUAAGGGUUUGGGAUUUGAGGCAAGCAAAACAAACAUACACUAUACCAGCACACAAGAGCAGUUGCACAGACGUGAGAUUUUUCAAGAGCAGAAAUGAAAGAAUCUCGAUCCCUAGUGGCAGCAACGUGAUCGAUGGCGGAGACAUCGAUAUAAAAGACGAGGACGAUAAAUCGAACGAUGAGAUAACUUUACCACACUCUUCCUCAUUCUUGGCUACAGGAGGCUAUGAUGGCUAUGUGAAGAUAUGGUCAGCGGAUGACUGGCAAAUCCUUCGUUCUAUGCACGCUGAUAGCAAGAUCAUGAGCGUUGACGUACAUCCAGAUGGGGAUAUGCUUGCAAGUGGAGAUUGGGGAAGAACAUUUAAAUUAUGGGGAGCGCUUUAACAAGCAAAAUCAAACACUGUAGAAUAAGCAUCAUGAAUGGAAUUGUACAAAAUUGUAAUCUACUACAAAUACAAAUAUAAUACACAAUGUGAAGGG
This is a messenger RNA of Meira miltonrushii, 1670 nucleotides long. RefSeq names its product WD40 repeat-like protein. Lineage: Eukaryota; Fungi; Basidiomycota; Exobasidiomycetes; Exobasidiales; Brachybasidiaceae. The transcript has a single exon. Gene Ontology annotation, cellular component: U4/U6 x U5 tri-snRNP complex. Gene Ontology annotation, biological process: mRNA splicing, via spliceosome. The record is from RefSeq and is a predicted model, not a curated record. Bases 9 to 1574 code for a protein of 521 amino acids. Gene Ontology annotation, molecular function: protein binding; U4 snRNA binding; U6 snRNA binding.